CGGCUUUUGAUUAUUUGGGCGCGAAGUAGUCUGAGCACAAGUUCCAGAGAGACUGAAGAAGAAUCAGUCAGUGGGCGCGAAGCUGCGACCGUCCUCACUGUGGUCAUCCUCCUUGGCCACAUUCCUGAAGCUCUGCGCAGUCGGUGGUGAACGAAGUGCAGCUUUAGAGAGCAGUGUCCGUGUUUCUUCAGGCACCCUCUUGUGCCCUCUGGGUUGAGCACCCUGAUUUGAGCUUCAGCAAGAUCGAGAUGCCUGGUAAAGCAAAUGCUUCUAAGAAGUCUCAACAGUUGAAAAGAAGUUCAAAAAGAAAAAUCGAUAAUGAGGAACUGGAAUUGUCUGAGAAACAGGUUAGAAACACAGGAAAAAGAAAUAAAAAUCAUCCAAAGAAUUUGUCUUCUGAAGAACAAAUAAAACAUACUAAUCUAAAACAGAUAAAGAUAGCAUCCAACAAGAGAAAAACCUGGCAACUUCUUUCAAACAGUACCAGAGAGCAUUUGCAAACUAUGAUAGAAUCAGUAAUAAUAGCAAUUUUGAGUAACAAAAUUAAAGAAAAGGAACAAAUACAAUGUCAUCUCAACUACCUGAAGAUAAGAUUACUACAGUUGUGUGAAACCAUGAAAGUCCCUCCCAGAAAGCUGAAAUAUUUAACUAAUGUUUCAAAUCUACUGAAAAUGGAAAAGGCACAAGAAACAGCUAAUGAAGAAGGUCUGGCAUUAUUGCAGGAAGAAAUAGAUAAAAUGGUAGAGACCACAGAAUCAAUGACUGAAAAUAUUCAUAGACUAAAGAACAAAAUUCAAAUUGUGGCACAUGAAGUAGAAGAAGAGGAGGAGAAGGUAAAACAGAUGCUUCAAAUGGAUUGUAGUGGGGUACUCUCUCUUCCAGAACUUUCUCAGAACAGUCUUAAAGCACCCACACUUCACAAAGAAAUUUUGAUGCUAAUUCCAAACCAAAAUGCUCUUCUAAAGGACUUGGAUGUUCUUCACAAUUCAUCCCAUAUGAAGAACUUGUCAAUGUUCAUCGAAGAAGCCUAUAAGAAACUAGAUGCCUCUUAAAGAGUUUUUUUUUUAGAUUGUUUCAUAUUAAUUUAAUGUUUAUGACUUUGUAAAACUGUUAACUUAUGAUUGUAUUACAGAGGCCAAAGCCUAAAAUCACUUAAAAUUAGCAUCUAAUGUAGUACUGAAAACUCUGUUUAGAGCAGCUGCUAAAUCUAGAAGAUCACUAUUUAUAUUGUUGUAUCUUGCAGUUAUUUGCCUAAACACAUAAAAUAAGAAUAGUCAUGACCUAAUGAUUUAUAAUGACUGUAUGAAGCUCAUUUAUUGGUUAGCAUAUAAUUGUCAUAUCGUGACUUCUUAUAUGUAAAGUGUUUAUGUAUAGUGCCUAAUGAAUAAUUAUGUAAGUAUUUGCUGUCACUCAUUCUUUAGCUGAUAGCUUGUAUUUUUUUUUUUUUUUUU
Molecule: messenger RNA, 1451 nt
Organism: Marmota flaviventris (yellow-bellied marmot)
Lineage: Eukaryota; Metazoa; Chordata; Mammalia; Rodentia; Sciuridae
Gene: Cenpq
Product: centromere protein Q
Cellular component (GO): nucleus
Source: RefSeq, a predicted model, not a curated record